Molecule: messenger RNA, 2156 nt
Organism: Capsella rubella
Lineage: Eukaryota; Viridiplantae; Streptophyta; Magnoliopsida; Brassicales; Brassicaceae
Product: polyadenylate-binding protein 6
Exons: 7
Coding region: 116-1903 (595 amino acids)
Cellular component (GO): ribonucleoprotein complex; nucleus; cytosol
Molecular function (GO): poly(A) binding; mRNA 3'-UTR binding; poly(U) RNA binding
Source: RefSeq, a predicted model, not a curated record
CUCUUUUCUUUUUGUUUGCUCUCUGCAGAGUCUCUUCAUCACUUUGUAGGAAAAGCAAAAAAGUUUUGUUUCUUUUCUCAUUUUGAUUCUUGAGAGAUUACGAUACGAAACAACCAUGGCGCUCGUGGAAUCUGAAACGAAGGCGUUGGGGAAUCAACAGCAGCAUUCUGCAAAGUUUGCUUCGCUUUACGUCGGUGAUCUUAGCCCAGACGUGACGGAGCAAGAUCUCAUCCAAAAAUUCUCUUUUACUGUUCCUGUCUCCUCCGUUCAUCUUUGCCGUAACUCCGUCACCGGAAAAUCCUUGUGUUACGCUUACAUCAACUUUGAUUCACCUUACAGCGCAUCGAAUGCUAUGGCGUGCUUAAACCAUACUGAUUUGAAGGAGAAGGCUAUGCGAAUAAUGUGGUCUCAGAGGGAUCUUCAAUACCGUCGUCGUACUGGGUUUGGAAAUCUAUACGUCAAGAAUCUUGACAGCUCGAUCACUAGCAUUUGCUUAGAGCGAAUGUUUUGCCCCUUUGGAGUCGUACUCUCUUGCAAAGUCGCUGAAGAGAAUGGACAAAGUAAAGGUUUUGGGUUUGUUCAGUUUGAAACAGAGCAAUCUGCUGUAGCUGCUCGUACUGCCCUCCAUGGCUCUGUGGUUGAUGGCAAGAAACUGUUUGUAGCCAAGUUCAUCAACAAGAAUGAAAGAGCAGCUAUGGCAGGAAAUCAAGAAUUCACAAACGUUUAUGUUAAAAACCUGAUGGAAAAUGUUACAGAGGAUGAUCUACAUAGUCUGUUUUCUCAAUAUGGGACAGUCUCAAGUGUUGUGGUUAUGAGGGAUGGUAUGGGAAGAUCUAGAGGUUUCGGAUUUGUCAACUUCUGCAAUCCAGUAAAUGCUAAGAAAGCUGUGGAAUCUCUUGAUAAACAAAAACUUGGAUCAAAGAGUUUGUUUGUUGGAUUGGCACUGAAAUAUGAUGAAAGGAAGGAGAUGCUGAAACAGAAAUACAGGGGAAACUUUAUUGCCAAGUCUAACAUGGGGUGGUCCAAUCUGUACGUGAAGAACUUGAGUGAAUCAAUGAAUGAAACAAGACUGCGAGAAAUAUUUGGAAGCUAUGGGCAGAUAGUCUCAGCUAAAGUGAUGCGUCAUGAGAAUGGUAAAAGUAAAGGAUUCGGCUUUGUGUGUUUCUCUAACUGUGAAGCGUCCAAACAGGCUAAAAGAGAGCUCAAUGGGUUUUCGGCUGAUGGACAACCAUUUGUUGUUCGAGUUGCUGAGAGAAAAGAGGAUCGACUCAAGAGGUUGCAGCAAUACUUUCAUGGACAACCACAUCAUUACACGCAAGUUCCUCCUGUCCCUUCACCAGCUCAACCAGUCUUUCCAUCUGUGCCCAGCAGCUUUCAUGGACAGCCACGUCACACACAAGUUCCUCCUGUCCCUUCACCAGCUCAGCCUGUCCCCCCAUCUGUGCCCAGCAGCUUUCAUGGACAGCCACGUCUUUACACGCAAGCUCCUCCUGUCUCUUCACCAGCUCAGCCUGUCCUCCCUUCUGUGCCCAGCAGCUCAUAUAGUUACUUGCAGCCAUUCCAUUACGGGACAUCUUAUUACUAUAUGGGCGCUCAGUUACCACAAAUGUUUAGCCACCAAAACAUCUCCACCUAUGUUCCCGCUGGCCAGGCUCCUCUGAAGGAGAAAAGAUCAGUACACCUAGUCUACAAACACCCGGCUUAUUAUCCCUCUGCCAAAAGUGGUGCCAAACAGAAACUGGUCUUUAAGGCUGAGGGUAACCAAACUUUAGAGGCUGCAAAAGCAACAAAAUCUGCUGAGAAACAUAGAGAAGCAUCAUCCGCUUUGAAAGCAAUGUUGUCACCAAAAGUGAAGAAGGCAGAGAAAUCAGGAAAACAAAUUGCACUGAUUGAAGCUGCUUAAUCAUUGGCCCUGCUGCUGUGGCUUGAGCUUUCUCACUGCUUAGAAUUGCAGUCUUUUCAUUUUAACCCUUCAAUAGCUUUUGCUCACGGAAAUGGUAUAGAUUUCAAGAGUUUCGAUCUGUAGAUCUACAACUCUUUAGCAUUUUAAUCAUUUUGUUUUUGUAAGAAAGAACAUGCAGAGGUUGGUUGUAUAUAGUUUCUGGUACUUUUCCCAACAACAAAAGGAAUAAAAAUCUGGUACUAAGUGUUCUCAA